AUGUCAAGAUUGAUCCACUCACUUCACACACACACACAUGGUUUAGGCCUACCAAGCACUACCAACUGUAGAUUUCACCAAGCACAACGAACCUCUCGCUUCCACUCCUUGUUUUUUUUGCCCACGUCGCUUCCUUUAGGCCCUCCAUCCAGCAAUGAGGCUGCGGCCCAUGCGUUUCGCGGGCUACACGGCCGCAAGAGCGACUUUAGUCUCUUGGCGAGCGCCAGCGGGGCCACCUUCUCGGCUGUGCUGGAUGGCAACGCACAUUACUACAAGGCCUUGGCCUCGGAGUUGGAGAACUUCUCCACCUAUGAGGCGUUGGUGAGCGAGCUCGAGUACAGGCCCGCGUGGAUGAGCGGAGGCUUGGCAUUGCACCGGCCGGCAGCCUUGGGGUCCGAAAGUCAGCUACAGAAGUCUCCCACCUAUGAACGCAUCGUGCGUUUCUUGGCCGGCUUCUUCGGCGUGGAACCCAUCAGGUCUUUGGUGAACCACUACCGAUCGGCCGAGGACUUCACCGCCUUCCACUCGGACCAGUACUUCUCUGGAGUGAACAUGACCAUCGGCGCGUCCUUUGGAGAGGAACGAUCCUUGGUCUUUGAGCAUCGAGAGACCAAAGAGCAGUUCAGUUUUCCUCAGCAGAACGGAGACGUUUUUGCCUUUACUGACAGCGUGAACCGUCAGUUCGUCCAUGGCAUCCCUCGUGAGAGGCAGCCUGGCGUGAGAAGGGAGGGAGUCGAGAGUUUCGGGCGAGGGUGGCGGCUGGGUGGCGGCAGUGGUAGUCACCUAGGUGGUGGUUUGGGAUAUGUGUUCAUGAAACCUUUACCCGGGAAGAUUAAGCUCUGUCAAAGAAUGUUCAAGUGA
Molecule: messenger RNA, 861 nt
Organism: Durusdinium trenchii
Lineage: Eukaryota; Dinophyceae; Suessiales; Symbiodiniaceae
Source: the annotation of a GenBank genome assembly